AUGUGUCAAUUAAAUUUAUCAUUGGUACAUGGCGCAUCUCGUUAUAAAAAUCAUCAAUAUCCUAUUCAAGAACAGGAUGAAACAUUGGUACCUAUCAAUGAAUAUUUUCAACAACAUCAUCCGAUAAAUCAUCAACAUAAAUCUUUAUAUAAAACAGAUCUAUUAAUCGAUAGCAACGAAAUACCAACUAGAGAUCGAACAUCAAUAUCUCGUGUUAAUUGGUUUAAACGUGAUUCACGUCUACCUAAUCAAGGCAAUAAACGCAUGCUUUGUUUUUUUCAUGCUGUCAAUUGUUUUGGUUAA
This is a messenger RNA of Adineta steineri, 303 nucleotides long. Lineage: Eukaryota; Metazoa; Rotifera; Eurotatoria; Adinetida; Adinetidae. The record is from the annotation of a GenBank genome assembly.